AUGAAAGAUGAGACUCAUUCGAGUGCGCUUCGAAUGGCCAUGCGACUGUCGUCUCCAUCAAUCAACAAGGCAUCACCGUCCGUAUUUUUGUACUCAUUCGAAAUGCCUCACCACGACUCACACAGUGGUGAUAUCAGAUUUUUGUUCGAUAAAGAUUAUUAUCCACGGCGAAAAAAGAUGAAUGAUGAUGAGUUAUCGAUGGAUAAAAUAUAUCCGACUUAUAUAAGGAUGUUCGUCAAGACUGGCCAACCCAGUAGCGAUUGGAAGGCAUUCAAUAGCGAUCAACGCAAUUUCAUGAGAAUAACGCAUGUAACAUACGAAAAUGGAUCGAUAGUUGAACCUCAAAUGCAGAAUGCUUUCUACAAUGAUGAAGCACAUUUGUGGCUGGAACAGUUCGCGAACGUCGAACGAAGAGCACUUGAAAUCAACCGAUCCAAACAACACUCUGCUAAAACAUUCCUCGCUGACGAAAUCAAAGCUGAUGAUAUAGGAGAGGAUUCCACUGAUACGCCUGUACUAUUCUGGAUGGGCUCAUUUUUAAUCACUCUAGUAUUCGUUUGCCUAGUGAUUACGCUCACUCUACUCGUUCUAAUUUUGUACAUCAGAAAGUUUGGUUAUCCGUCAUGGUUACGAAACAAAGUCAGCGACGAACAUAUUGAGGAGAGGUACAUUUUUAGAUUCUUGAAAACCUGA
Anisakis simplex (herring worm) is the source of this 693-nucleotide messenger RNA. Lineage: Eukaryota; Metazoa; Nematoda; Chromadorea; Rhabditida; Anisakidae. The record is from the annotation of a GenBank genome assembly.